CUCUUUCAUUACACAGCACAGCACAGCACAGCACAGCACAGCACAGCACAGCCUUAACAGAGCCCACUCAUCCAUUUCACUUCGCUUUAAAUUUUAAAACAAAAUGUUCAAGGUCCAGAUCACCAUCCUCGCGGUUCUUUGUGCUGCUACCUUUACCUUGGCCGCCCCUAUUGGCAAAGUAUCCCAUGACACCACCGUUUCUAUCAAGGCCAGCUCAAGUGACGAUGAUGCAUUCCAUGGCCGCGGCACCUGGUUUUCAGACGACUCUGGCAGCUGUGAUAUCGGCUUUGGUCAGGAUGACAUGAUUGUCGCGAUGAACAAAGCACAGAUGGGUGAUCUCCAGGGCCCUGACUCUCAAUGCGGCAAGAUGAUCCGAGUCCAUUACGGUGGCAAAUCCGUUGAUCUCAAGGUGGUCGAUACCUGCCCCAGCCAAUACUGUGACGAGGGUGCUCUCGAUCUUUCUCAAGCAGCCUUCAAAAAGUUAGCAGGUGGUCUCUCCAAGGGUGUCCUUCCUCUCAAAUGGGAGUUCAUUUAAAAAAAAAAGAUUGACCAAGAGAAAUUCUCUUCCACCCAACAUCCUGUCUUUUAAAGAAAAAAAAAAAAACUGCCCCUUCCCUUCCCAUCUCGAUUAUCCCAUCCAAUUCAUAUUUAACAACUGUACCAUAGUGA
Molecule: messenger RNA, 669 nt
Organism: Lobosporangium transversale
Lineage: Eukaryota; Fungi; Mortierellomycota; Mortierellomycetes; Mortierellales; Mortierellaceae
Product: RlpA-like double-psi beta-barrel-protein domain-containing protein-containing protein
Exons: 1
Coding region: 104-535 (143 amino acids)
Source: RefSeq, a predicted model, not a curated record